Messenger RNA from Guyanagaster necrorhizus, 2618 nucleotides. Its product is annotated as ribosome biogenesis protein tsr1. Bases 16 to 2391 code for a protein of 791 amino acids. NCBI's taxonomy places the organism in Eukaryota, Fungi, Basidiomycota, Agaricomycetes, Agaricales, Physalacriaceae. Gene Ontology annotation, biological process: endonucleolytic cleavage of tricistronic rRNA transcript (SSU-rRNA, 5.8S rRNA, LSU-rRNA); maturation of SSU-rRNA from tricistronic rRNA transcript (SSU-rRNA, 5.8S rRNA, LSU-rRNA); ribosome biogenesis. The transcript has 10 exons. The record is from RefSeq and is a predicted model, not a curated record. Gene Ontology annotation, molecular function: GTPase activity; U3 snoRNA binding; GTP binding. Gene Ontology annotation, cellular component: nucleus; preribosome, small subunit precursor.
AUUCACUCUGCCAAUAUGGGAGAAGGGCAGCACCACCAGCACCACCACAGGUCAACGCUGAAGCAGCAAAACAAAUCGUUUAAAUCUAAACACGCAACAAAAUCAUCGCUCAAGGACGCUGCAAAAGGUCGUGUGGCUCGUCAGUCACCAAAGACCGUGGUGUCAUCGAACACAGCCGCGCAAGCACGUCUGAACCGGAAAAAUAACGCAAAGCAACAGCAACUGAAGAAAAGAAAUGCCCUCAUCUCAGCAACUCGUGUAUUCAAUGGCGUCGAUGGUGCACCUCGGAUAGUCGCAGUCAUUCCCCUUUCAGAGGAUGUGAAUGUCCAUACCAUCGUUUCUUCCCUUGCAGAAUCCCUGGACGUAUCGACCGACAACUUUGUAGAAGAGGGACUCUGGAAAAUGAGGGCCGACCGCUUUAAAACAUCGUUACAGUUCGUAAACGUGCCAUACAGACACAUAUAUGCCGCCCUGGACGCCUGCAAAGUGGCCGACUACGUUGUCUUUGCAUUGUCGACCACCGUUGAAGUCGACGCUUGGGGUGACACCCUCCUUCGUGCCCUUCAAGCCCAGGGAUUACCGGACGUCGUAACUGUAGUCUCCCCUGACUCCUUGAUUGACGUCAAAACUCGUCCAGGCAUCAUCAAGUCUUUGCUCUCUUUUAUUCAAUAUUUUGUCCCUGUUCAAUCAAGAGUGUUCGACUUGGAAUCUGGCUCUGACCGUCUGAAUGCCCUGAGAGCCUUGUCAGAGGGCAAGCCUGCUGACGUUCGGUGGCGAGAAGGUCGGUCUUGGGUGCUCGGUGAAAACCUAGCCUGGAACGAAGGCACUCUACAGGUCACUGGUAUAGUUCGUGGCAGCAGCAUGUCUCCUAACAGGCUCGUGCACAUACCGAACUUCGGAGAUUUUCAAAUUUCUAAGAUCAUGUCGGCACCGCUAUCUCGACAUUCAAAAUCAAAUCAUGCUUCUAUGGAUAUUGGGCCAGUCCAUCUUGCCGAACCCGAACCCUCAUCAGCAGAUUCAUUAGUAUCUUGCAAUGACCCCGAUGAUAUGGCCAACGAACAAACCUGGCCAACCGAAGAAGAAAUGAGUGGCGCUUACAAUAAUGAGGACGGGGAGUACAACCUGCCUGAUGCCAAAUUAGGUACAACACCAAAGGUUGUCAAGCGCAUACCGAAAGGCAUGAGCGAGUACCAAGCAUCGUGGAUCGUGGAUGAGAGCGAUAAUGAAGAGAAUGAAGGCGACGACGAUGGCAAAGAAGACGAUGAGAUGGAAAUGGCAGGUGCCGAAGAGGAGAUGGUCGACAUGCCCAUAGAUGAAGAUAAUGAUAUAGAGACUGAUGCUCGACGGAGUGUCACUUUUCAAGAUCUAGAUCAUGAGGAGGAAUCAAAACAGUUGCAGUCUUGGAGGAACCGAGAGCGAGAAGAAGAGAAUGACCUCUCGUUUCCAGAUGAACUUGACACCCCCCAAGACGUGUCUGCCCAAACACGUUUCCAGAGGUUUCGCGGUAUGCGGUCUUUCCGAACGAGUCCCUGGGAUCCAUUUGAAAACCUUCCUCGGGACUACGCGCGGAUCUUUCAAUUUGAAGACUAUAAACGGACGGAACGGAACGUCAGACGACGCGCAGAGCAGGAAACUACGGUCGUGGAGCCGGGUACCAGGAUUACGCUUUACAUUAACGGAGUGCCAGAGGAAGCAGCGAAGUGCUCUCCAUUGACUCUUUUCUCUCUUUUGCAGCACGAGCACAAGGUUUCAGUGCUUAAUUUUACUGUCCAACGGAAUACCGAGUACGAUAGAAGCGUUCGGUCUAAGGACCCUUUGAUUCUGUGUGUGGGACCGCGGCGACUAAAUGUAAACCCUAUCUAUAGCCAACACACACGAGGUGGUGGUAAAGGCUCUAACAACGUGCAUAAAUUUGAGCGAUUCUUCCGGCAUGGCAUUACAGUGGUCGCCACCAUUUAUGGGCCAGUGGUAUUUGGGAAGCAGCCCUGCGUCCUCCUGAGGGAGACUUCGGAUCCGCAGGCUCCACACCUUGUGGCCAUGGGUACCUUCCUUAAUCCAGAUACGACGCGUGUCAUCGCGAAGCGUGCCAUUCUAACGGGGCAUCCAUUUAAAGUACACAAAAAGACGGCAACGGUCCGGUAUAUGUUCUUCAAUUCUGAUGACAUCCACUAUUUCAAACCGAUACAGCUACAUACCAAGCACGGCCGUAUAGGUCAUAUACGGGAAUCUCUCGGAACCCAUGGUUAUUUCAAAGCGCACUUCGAUGGACCUAUCAAUCAGAUGGACACUGUAUGUAUGUCUCUUUACAAGCGCGUUUUUCCCAAGUGGGCGACGAUGUGGGAAGAGCCAGAGAUUGGACAGGAUAAACUAUCAGAUGCUAUGGAAGAAUAAUAGUAGGUCUAAUACGCGUUCUUGUUCUUGUACCCCAUUUGUCCUAUAGUUCUACUCACUAGGUUGGCUCGGAGCACCCAAAAUUCACUCCGUGCGUCGAUUAUAGAACUCAAUUUGAUUCGUCGCAAAUGUGAUAACCUUGUGACCAAAAUAUGCAGCAGGAUGCAUGUCAACGGCAAAAUCACUACUGCAUAGAAUUGCUGCGGAUCCGCGAGAACGAUCUGGUG